UGGUGCAGCCAGCAGAAAGCCCUCGGGCUGUGGGUGGGCCUUUCUCAAGGCAGGAGCUGCCUCCCCGCUUUGCUCAUCAGUUUGUAUCUGCUCCGCGCCGUGAGAUGCCCAAGAACUGGAAGACGAGCGGGAAAGGUGGGGUGUGGUCCCAUCGUUGUUGUUAGGUUGGCCUCCGGUCCUGUAAAGAAGCAGGUGCCUCUGUGAUUAAAUACUGAUGCGGUUUUGAUUCAGGUUUGUCUGAAUUGUUGAAGAUGUCAUCAGGCCUUACAGAAGAGCAAAAGAAAAGAAUCGAAGAGAACCGCCAGAAGGCUUUGGCUAGGAGAGCAGAGAGGCUAGCAGCACAGAGAGGUGGACAGGUGGGGGUUGCUGGACCUCAGGUGAAAGAACAGAGUCCAGGCAAUUGGGGAAACUUGAAGCAAGAAAACAGUCAUGUCAGGUUCAUUAGCCAAGACCAACAGAAUCCAAACAGUCCUGCAGAGCAGAAGAGCUAUCUUCAGAAAAAUUAUAAUCAUUACUCUGCAAACCAACAGAUGGCUGGUUCACAUGGAGAGCAACAAAAGAAUUGUUCAGAGGACUCGAAGCAAGCAAGUGGCAUUAAGCAGUUCCCUACAACGAUCCCAAAUUCUCUGAGUUAUUCCCAUCAACAAAACUCGGAUGCUGAUGGUCAGAAACAUGGACAAGAAGCUUUAAUUAAUCGUGGUACAUUCCAGCAGCCCGCAUGCUACCCAGCUUCCAAAAACCCUGCAGAACCAUCUCAUCCUAAAUUAAUUGAUAACAGGCACUCUGAUGGUAUUAAAGAUUUACAAAGUUGGAGCAAAUCUGCCAUAAAAUAUGUUUCAGCGCCGAGCAGCGCCACCCCAAGUGAUUCAGAAACACGGAUAAACAGAGGCAGACCAACAGAAAGCCAGGGGGGAGGUGGUGCCUUUCAGGCCAGUGGUAAGGUGCAGAAGCUGACCAGCUUUUCUGGUGCAGGCUCUACUUUUGAAGCUGCCUCUCACAAGAAGGCGAAUAACGUUACAAAAGGAAAAUGUGUGAAAUAUGGGGAAGACCGUUUCCUGGUUGAAAUAGGGUAUAAUGCUGAACUCAUUGCUGUGUUUAAGAAAAUACCAAGCAAAAGCUAUGAUCCUACUAUGAAAAAAUGGAAUUUCAGCCUGGAAGAUUACAUCAGUUUCAUGGAAGAAGCAAAUCGACUUUCUUCAGUGAUUCUGGCACCACUGGAAGGAGAAAAUGUGGUUGGCUUGGCAUCAGGCUCUCGUUUCAGUGACGGUGGGGUUGAUGUGACAUCCCUCUUGAAGAUGUGCAAGAACUGGAAGAAACCCUCAGCCCUCGUCAAAGGGAAGUGUGUGCUGAUCUCUCGCUUCCGGUUUGAGGUUGAUAUUGGGUAUUCUGCAGAAGUUAUUGGAGUGUUCAAACAGAUGAAUUCUAGAAAUUACGAUGCGAAGACCAGAAAGUGGAAUUUCUUGCUGGAGGACUAUCCCAAACUGAUGAAAAUGUUCCAGAGCCUCGCGUCUGUACAAAUGGAGCCACUUCCCGAGGCAGUAGUACAGACCUUCGCUGCUCAAAUACAGAGCUCCACGUCACCGACGACAGACUUUCCUGAUGCUGACCUUUCAGUAGUGGACUCUAAAAUUGUGACAAGCCUCAUGCCCUUUCAGCGGGAAGGUGUGAAUUUUGCAAUUUUCAGAAAUGGCCGUGUACUUCUUGCGGAUGACAUGGGCUUGGGCAAGACUAUCCAGGCGAUCUGCAUCGCUGCCUAUUACCGAAAGGAAUGGCCCCUGCUGGUGGUGACUCCUUCUUCUGUGAGGUUUACGUGGGCAGAGGCGUUUCACAGGUGGCUUCCAUCCUUGAGUCCAGGUAGCACGAACGUCAUCGUGACUGGCAAAGACAACCUAACAGGAAGCUUGAUUAACAUUAUCAGCUUUGAUCUCCUUAGCAAGAUGGACAAACAACUCAAGAGCACUUUCCAAGUAGUUAUUAUUGAUGAAUCUCAUUACCUAAAGAACAUAAAAACUGCACGAUGUCGAGCUGCCAUGCCUCUACUCAAGGCGGCCAGGAGAGUGAUCUUACUUUCGGGAACCCCUGCCAUGUCCCGGCCUAUGGAGCUCUACAUGCAGAUCGCGGCUGUCCAGCCAGACUUCUUCCCGCAGUUCCACACCUUCGGGCUCCGCUACUGUGAUGCAAAGAAGAUGCCGUGGGGUUGGGACUACUCUGGAUCAUCCAAUUUAGCUGAACUGAAAAUUUUACUGGAAGAAUCCAUCAUGAUACGACGUCUUAAAUCAGAUGUGCUUUCCCAGCUUCCAGCAAAGCAACGCAAAAUGGUUGUGGUGUCUCCUGAAGGCAUUAAUGCAAAGACCAAAGCUGUCUUGGCAGUUGAAGCAAAGAAGAUGGCCAAAGGAUAUGGAAAUAAACAACAGGAGAAAGAAGCUCUUCUCCUCUUCUACAACAGAACAGCAGAAGCUAAAAUCCACUCAGUCGUAGAAUACAUCUUGGAGUUACUAGAAAGCGGAAAAGAUAAAUUCCUGGUGUUUGCUCAUCACAAGAUAAUGCUGGAUGCAAUAGUUGAAGAGCUGGAGAAGAAACGUGUUGAAUAUAUCCGCAUUGAUGGCUCCACGUCUUCAGCUGAGCGGCAGUCUCUGUGCCAGAAGUUCCAGUUGUCAGAGAAGCAGGUGGUGGCCGUUCUGUCCCUCACUGCCGCAAACAUGGGCCUGACUUUGUCUGCUGCGGACCUGGUGGUGUUUGCAGAGCUCUUCUGGAAUCCAGGGGUUUUGAUGCAAGCAGAAGAUCGGGCACAUCGAAUUGGACAGACCAGCUCUGUUAACAUCCACUACCUGGUGGCUAGAGGCACAGCAGAUGACUUCUUAUGGCCAAUGAUUCAAGAGAAAAUAAAAGUGCUGGGGGAAGCUGGUCUUUUGGAAACCAACUUUUCCAGUACAGCCGAAUCCACCAAUUACUAUCCUAAGCCAGAUCCAAAGCAGAAGACCAUCUAUGAACUUUUCCAGAGGACCUUCUCUGAUUGCAGAGAUGACGAUGAUGAACUUUUGCUUUUGGAAGCAGCUGAUGCUUGCUGUGAGUUUGACUCUGGCAGUGCCUUUCAAGACACAAAAGAAGAGGGGUGUUCAGUGAGUUCCCCCAAAAAGCGGCGUAUUGAGGAGUUUUUUGAAAGUGUAACAUAAAAAAAAAAAAGAGAAGGUGGCUAGCAGUUUUUUUAAUAUAAAAAAACAAAAGGAAUCAAGUAUUAUUUUUGAAUUUUCAGAAAUAAAAGACUGUUUUCUGUAUCUCUAGCGUGUUUCAUCUCAAAGGAUGAGAAGGCAGUCUGACAGCAUGACGGAUGAGUAGUGCGCACCUGGCAGCCUGCAGGUCUUGCAGUCCUGCCUCUGAUGACUGAGUGGCCAUGGGCAAGUAGCAUGCUGCUUUGUUUUAGUAAGUCAUCUUCCAUAGCUGUUUUAUUUAUAAAGCAGGUAACUGUUGGCUGUCCACAUUGCAGAGCUGUUCUGAGAACUAGUGCCCGAGCAACUGCGGAGCCUUCCAUCUCCAAGAAGCUUAGACUGUAUUUUUAGGAGUCACUUCACAGGCCCUCACAAACUGUCUCUGGCAUUCACUUGAGUAGUGAGGAGAAAAGAAACUGGGAUCUGGGAUCUAGACAGAUCUUAACAUUUUUUGGAGGUGGGGGAGAGGGAGAGACCCAGAUUUUGUGUCUCUGCAGAGCAGUUGAUAGCUUGGAACCAAGUAGUGUAACUGCCUGCUAGCGUGUGUUGCCUGUUAGGCACAAGUCUGCAUGAGCACUCUGAUCUCUGGCCUCGUCCUCUGCAUCUAAUGACCUACUCCAUGGCGCAUGCUCAUUUCAGUGGAGGGUGAAGCCUGCACUCGCUGUCAGGGAUUAAGACUGGUUGCUCAGGGGAACGUGUGUGUGUGUUUUCUUUAAGUCUUGAGACUCAUUUCCACAGAUGAGUGAGGAGAGGAGGAUGUGCAGACUUUUGUUCUGUUUUUGUAGGAAGCUGAUUCUGGGUUGAAUUGUUUAAAUAAAAAGUUGUUUUAACUCA
Molecule: messenger RNA, 4040 nt
Organism: Cygnus olor (mute swan)
Lineage: Eukaryota; Metazoa; Chordata; Aves; Anseriformes; Anatidae
Gene: SMARCAL1
Product: SWI/SNF related, matrix associated, actin dependent regulator of chromatin, subfamily a like 1
Exons: 17
Coding region: 252-3173 (973 amino acids)
Biological process (GO): replication fork processing; DNA repair
Cellular component (GO): nuclear replication fork
Molecular function (GO): ATP-dependent chromatin remodeler activity; ATP binding
Source: RefSeq, a predicted model, not a curated record